GUUGAACGACAUCUGCGACAACAUCCUUGCCAAUGACUAUGACAUAGUUUGUCUGCAGGAAGUAUGGAUGGAAGAACACAAGAAUGAAAUUGUGGCUCAGCUGAACAUGAAAUACAGUUUUUACGCAUGGUUUCCGUCAGGUUUUCUCCCUGGCUCUGGACUUCUCACUCUGUCCAAACACAAGAUAGUGUCAUCCUUCUUCCAUCGGUUUCUGCUGGAGGACAAAGUGUUCCCUUUCGGCUCAAUUGACUCUAUCUGUGGAAAAGGAUCGGCUGUUUCACUCAUCGACUACAAGGGAUUCAUGAUCAGUGUCAUCAACACACAUCCUCAGUGUGAAACGUUAACCGACUCAAAAAAUGAGAUCCGACUUGUGCAGCUGUGGGAUAUUGCACAACUGGCCAACUACUGCAGCAGAAAUAGUGACGUCAUAAUUCUCUGCGGGGACUUCAAUGCCCGUCCCUCCUUCGAAGGCAUGCAGUUGUUGAGACACAUUGCAGGGGUCAGGGACUGUCACUCAACUGCUCUUGGGAACUGCACUGAGGAUUUUGUGCCCAAUAAGGAUACAAAUGGAGUUACAUAUGCUCGCCAGGACAAUAACUUAGUAGAACGAGGCUACUUCAACUUCUACCCGAACGGGGCCAGAAUAGACUAUAUUCUCUACUCAGCCGGCAGAGACGGAGACAGAAAAGCAGAUUGGAAGAAUACUUCUGGUUCUGUGUCCCAAUUGAAGUGCGACUGGACACGAACCAGACCUUGGGGUCUGCUGGGAUCCCAGAGUCGGAUGCCUUUCUCGGACCACGAGGGAGUAGAUGCUCAGUUAUCAUGGGUGACAGAAACAGUAGCCGAAAACGGAAGUGGAGACAUCAAAAAGAAAUCGCAAUUGGCGAACGACGAGAAAUCAGCAAUAAAUAACCACGGCAAAGGGCUGUUAGAAACUUCGGCAAAAACCUUCGCAAUUCUUGCAGCAAAAGCAAUUGCGAAAAAGAAAAUCCAGCUGAUGUUUGCAAUCAUGUCUUCAAUCACAGCUGUCAUGGUCUUACUUCUGCAGCUCAUGUGUUUGUUCAACUUGAUCGAGUUCGAAAACCCUUCUCGGCUAAUGGGAUUUCUCGGAUUGUCCCAGACGACUCUGAUAGUUUCAUUCGGCUGUUCGUUUUACUUGUUCUACUUUUACAAAUGCGCCGCUAGUGCCUAUUUACAAGCGCAUCAUUCUCUGAAACAUU
Molecule: messenger RNA, 1220 nt
Organism: Symsagittifera roscoffensis
Lineage: Eukaryota; Metazoa; Xenacoelomorpha; Acoela; Convolutidae
Product: sphingomyelin phosphodiesterase 2-like
Molecular function (GO): sphingomyelin phosphodiesterase activity
Source: RefSeq, a predicted model, not a curated record